Molecule: messenger RNA, 10395 nt
Organism: Paramuricea clavata
Lineage: Eukaryota; Metazoa; Cnidaria; Anthozoa; Malacalcyonacea; Plexauridae
Source: the annotation of a GenBank genome assembly
UACCAGAGAACCGCUGGCCGUACUUCAUUUUUCCAAAAUUCACUAACACAGCAAAAGUGAACUAGAAUUCUGCUCGGGCUUAAAAAUGUGCGUGAAACGCCAGAAAAUUUUAGAAAUGGCUUUCCUGAGGGAGGAACUUUAAUAAAGCCGAGUACAAGACAUGUAAAGAUGAGUUUGUCGCCGUCAAGCGGUAGGAAUACGGCUCGGAAUUUGGGAGAAACUGACCAAAAUGAGUCGAGUGCUGGUCGCGAUGCAUCGGAUAUUUUCGAAUGUCUGACGCUAGAGUUUGGUCCUUAUGAAACAGUACAUAGAUGGGAACGUAUGCCAGCUUGUGAUGAAUUUGUUGGGGCGAGGUAUGUGGUGUAUUUUUUAAAUUCUCUCGCAAACCAGAGCUGUAAAAUUAUAUUUAUAUUUUGACAAUGUGUCUGGCCGAAAAUGACGUCAUUCAAGACGUCAUAGUUGAUGGUAGCACCACAGAAUAAGAAGGUACUGCAGAAGCGUCACUCGAGUAGGUUCCCUUAUUGUUUUACGUCCACGAAAAUUUUAACUCGCCCACACCAUCCUGGCUAGUACAACCGGAAGUUUUUAUCUGGUUUUGGUAGGUACAAAGUGCCGGUCGUACUAGGCUAGCCAGGAUGGCGUGAUUGAUGACGAAUCGCUAGUAAAAACGCGGACAAAUAUUUGCUUGAGUGAGUCUGCUGUACCUUUCUAUUCUGUGGUAGCUCAGAGUAGAGACAUACAGAGACGUAACUAGUGUACCCACUUUUUUUUGUGCGCAUGCUCGGCAAGUUACUAGAUGCAUGCACUUGAUUGGAUGACAACUCACAAUAAACUUGCUGAGCACGCUCAGUUGAUGAUUUUUCGCCCCGUCGCCUGAAAAAAAGAGGGUACGCGAUAACCUAAGCUUCCGCAGUGUUUACGACUGUCAGUUACGUCUCUGUAUGUCUCUACUCUGGGGAAUAGACCAGUCUUAUGCAUAAUGUCACAAGGCUUGAUGCUUAUGAGGAAUGCUUGUCUUAGUAGUCAUCAAAAUUUUGACCGUGGGCAUUUUGAAUUGUUUAAUUUUCCCGCACGAUGACUACUAUUGGACCAGCAUUUCCAUUUUGCAUAAUUUUGCAUGACGUCAUUUUGCAUAUUGACUGAUUCACUGUUUGUUGUAUGUUAGGGUUACUUUAGCACUUUCCCUCUGACAGGUAAAAUCGUCUGGCAUUAGACUUAGAGUAAAAUGAUAAAGUAGGACGCAUCUGGGCGCAUUAAUGCCAUUUAAAGGGUUAUCAUCAGUUAUUAUUACUCCAAGUCAUUGUCAUUUACUCAAUGUCCAGUAAUAUUUUGUAAUUUAUUCUCUUCUCUACAGACGCAGCAAACAUACAAUGGUCGCUUACAACAAUGCUUUGUAUGUCUUUGGUGGCGAUGAUGGGUAUGUUACUAAAUCAUCUGGUCUUAGACAGAGGAAAAUAGUUGUAGUGAUUCACUGAUAAUUGCGCCCUGAUGUGCCCUACUUUAUUAUUUUACUCUGUCUAACGCCAGAUUAUUUUACUCUCUAAGACUUUUUCUAACGCCAGCCAACUUUACUCCUCAAGGGUAAAGCGCAGCAGGGCCGCAGAGAGGGGGGGGGCCUGAAAAUUUUUUGUUGGGCCCCAGUCUUUUUUGUGUGUUAAAUAUUUCUGCGGAAAGGACAAGAUAUCUGUUUUCUUGGGCUAAGUACCAAAAUUUGGCAUAAAAAAUGAGAUAAAGUCCCUGUAAAGCAAUUGGAAUGUACUUGUCCGGAAAAAUUUUCUACUCCUGAAAAAUUUUUUUUACUCCUAAAAUGGUACACUGACCAAAAAUAUUUUGGCGACGGGGAGGGGGGGGGGAUUUUUUCCGGAAAAAUUUUUUAGAUAGGGCCCCCCCAAAAAAAAAUUUGCCCCGGGCCCCCGCCAACCUCUUGGCAGCCCUGGCGCUUAAUGGGUUAACUGGCCUAUCUGCAUGCUCAUGUGUCUAAUAGUUAUUAACCCAAUUUAGCUGCGAGACACAUAACAUCGACUUUUUAUAAUUUUUUGGACGAAUGAUCAUAGUAAAUUUACUUUAGAAAAAUUGCUUUUCACAUUGUUUUAAUUGUCUGCAUUGGUUAACGAGAAUUAGAUGCCACCCAAAAAUGGCGGAUAUUUGUCAUCGUGAGAAAGGCUACUUGAGUCGCAUUGCGCCCAACUUUAUUAUUUUACUCUCUCUGACGCCAGAUUAUUUUACUCUGUCUAAUGCCAGACAAAUUUACUUGUCAAUGGGAGAGUGCUGGCGCUUGAUGGGUUAAUUAAUUAACCAAAAUAUCUGCCAAUGUGUAUAUUAACCCAUUGAGUACUGGUACCAGUAUUCUCCCCUUGGUAAGUAAAAUCAUCUGGCGUUAGACAGAGUAAAAUAAUAAAAAGUAGCUAGUCACAUUGGAGCGCAAUGCAAUACAAAUGCACCCAACCACUGUAAUUUUACUAUCAUCGCCUGAUGGCAGACAAUUUUACUCGAUCCUCAAAAGACAGUGUCUUGCCAUUCUAUCUUGCCAUUAAGUUAACCUGUAAUAUAUACCUAAAUGCACUGUCUUUGCCAGUGUACAGUAGAUAGUGCCAAUGAAAUGGACAUGCUUUUGUUGGUAAGAAUUCAACUACCUGAAAAUAUAUAAUGCCAAAUAAACAUAAUAGUGGGUUUCAGGUUUCCGACCGACCUGUCAAAAACAUGACCGACCAUAAACAUUUUAUUGACAUUUCCUAGUAGUGAGCAUCUUUUCGUAAUUAGCAGAAUAUAUAAAUAGUUAUCAGACUCAUUUGUCUACAAAUUAUUUUGUUUGCUUAUAAUCUAAUUCAUUAUCUAGUCAUGUUAAUCAUAGUUUUACACAAAGAGCAGUUGAAUAAAAUAUUAAAAACGUACAUUAUUCUCUGUAUUCUGACAUUGAAACUAUGGCUGAAAAAAUAUGAAAAUGCUUAGUUGAUGCAUUUGUUUCUCGCGAAAUACAUGUAGCUUGCAUGUGUACUUUGUGAAACACAUGUGAAAACAAUAAAAACUAAGAGUUUAUAAUGAGUUUUAACUUAUAUUUAUUGCAUACUUGAGAUAAAAUAUUUUUUUAAAAUAAAAUGUUUUUCCGACCUACCUACCCAUAUAAAACAUGGCUGUGAAACCUGAAACCAACUAUUAUUUUUAUUUGGCCUAAGGAAAAUUUCUAUGUUUUGAGUGAAUAGGACCUUUGUAAGUCUGGACAAAGACUCUUCAAACGGCCCUUCAGGCUUCAGUAAGCAAAGGACCCUUCAGUAACUCCAGACAAAGGGCCUUUGCUCGAAACGUCGGAAAUUCUCCUCAUAUAUUUUCAGGCAGUUGCAUAUCCCUACCAACGAAAGCUUGUUCAUUAUACAAAUAAUGAAUGUUUAUGAGUGCAAUGGUAAGAAUAUUUUCAUGAGGUGAAAGAUGGAAUGUUCCAUUCAACGAGGCGACAGCCGAGUUGAAUGGAACAUUCCAUCUUUCACCGAGUGAAAAUAUUCUUACCAUUGCACGAAUAAAAACAUUCAUUAUUUGUUUUAUAUAAUACCAAAAUAGAGUAAUAUUAAAAGGUUUACUGCAAGCUCCCGCCAUUUUGACGAGUCGUAUUUGCAUUAAAUCCCAUUUACUGAGUUUCGAAUAUCGGGUUAAAAUAAACUGCGAUCACCGUACGAGAAGCAUUUUGACGGAUGCGAUUUAUCGAAAACACAAAGAGUGCAAUGGAAUAAAACGUAUAGUACAAUUGCACUCGUAAGAGUGCAAUGGAACGUAUUCCAUUGCACUCUUGGGAAAUGGAAUUUUCUUUUCAAUAUCACGUGACCAUAAACAGCCAAUUAAACGAUCAGAAUUCAAUAAGGUAUUAUAUAAACCUAAAUCUCCUACUUUAUUAUGUUACUCAGUUAGGUGAUUUUACUCUGUCUAAUGCCGGACAGUUUCAUGUGUCGAGGGAAAAGCAAGUGUAAUAGCAAACAAAAUCGUUUUGCAUCAGAUCAGGUUGUACAGAUUAAAGAAAAGAUAUACCUCAAUUUAAUUUAUUUUUCUACAACAAAACGUCUGUAUAUUGUCAAUAAUUAUUUUCCACUCAGAGAAUGGCACUACAUUCAUGCCACAGCAUGCACAAUUUAAUUUCUAGCUCUGUGUCAAUUAUAUAUUCUUCUGCAAACUUUAGGAAACGUAUGUUGAAUGAUUUGUUACGUUUUGAUGCAAAAGACUGUUCUUGGGGAAGGUAGGAUAGCCAUUCGAUUGAUUGGGGGAGGGGGUGUAGAAAGGUGUGUACACCCCUUCUUCUGGAACAAUAGCAUAGAUUUGAGCCUGUCAAGGUGAUCUUGUCUGUGAAAAACAUGCUAAGCAGAAACCUAAACUGAACUAACUUUAAUUAUACUACUAGAUAGCUCUAUCAGUUUUAAGCUGUUCUUUCUAGAGGUCCAGUAAGGAUCAUCUUCUAUUAAUUCAGUGUUACUGCAGGAGGAAACCUAAACUGAACUAACAUAUUAUACUAGAUAGCUCUAUCAGUUCUAAACUGUUCUUUCUAGAGGUCCAGUAAGGAUCAUCUUCUAUUAAUUCAGUGUUACUGCAGGAGGGAACCUAAACUAAACUAACUUUAUACUGGAUAGCUCUAUCAGUUUUAAACUGUUCUUCUUAGAAGUCCAGUAAGGUUCAUCUCUUAUUGAUCCAGUGUUACUACAGGAGGAAACCUAAACUAAACUAAGUUUAUUUAUACUGAAUAGCUCUAUCAGUUCUAAACUGUUCUUCCUAGAGGUCCAGUAAGGAUCAUCUUUUAUUGAUCCAGUGUUACUACACGAGGAAACCUAAACUAAACUAACUUUAAUAUUUAUACUGGAUAGCUCUAUCAGUUCUAAACUGUUCUUCCUAGAGGUCCAGUAAGGAUCAUCUCUUAUUGAUCCAGUGUUACUACAGGAGGGAACCUAAACUAAACCAACUUUAUUUGUACUGGAUAGGUCGGUAAGGGUCAUCUCUUAUUGUUUCAUUGAAUCUGCCGUUUCCCAGGAAAACCUACUGUACUGUUUAUUAGAGUCGCACUGGAAGUUAUACUUUCUAACAUACGAAUGGGUUGAAAUUAAUAUUAUCAAACCAGUGCUGUUAAUCCCAGAGAUUGAAAACAGAAGCAGUAUAAUAAUCACUGUGCCAUCAACGAAUACUGAAAUUCUACUCUCUGUAUUUCAUGUUUAACAGAGUGGUAACCACAGGCAACCCUCCAGCACCAAGAUAUAACCAUUCUGCUGUUGUUUUUGCCACCAGUAUGUUUGUCUUCGGUGGUUUUACAGGUAUGACUAUAAUAAUGUUUUGUACCUGUGAAACAAUAUACAUUCCAGUGUUGACCUUUUUGAUACUUUUGGUACAAAACUUUGAGGGUUUAUCAGUAUGCUAUAUAUUUGAAGGUCGUAGCCUACAGUAAGCUGUCGUGAUUUGUGUGUGAACUACCUGAAAAAGAUAUCUCAAACGUGAUGGUCCAGUGUGGGUAGUAUUCUACAAUAAGCUGCCGUGGUUUGUGCCUGAACUACCUGAAAAAUAUAUCUCAAACAUGGUUGUCCAGUAUAGGUAGUAUUCUACGUCUACGAUAAGCUUUCGUGGUUUAUGUUUGGACUCAUCUAUUUAAAAAGAUUAAUUAAAAAUACAUCGAGCGAAGGCAAUUUAUCAGAAGGUUAGUUAGUUAGAUUCAAGUGGGGCAUUUAAUUAACCAAUUGCAAACCAGUAUUUAUAAUAUGAGGUGAUGACCACCCGUGACGGUACAUUAAAUGUUCUAUCUUGUGUAAACAAAUGCCGGUCUGCAAAAGACGCUUAAUUUUAAAGCAUUUUUACCGAAGCGCGGUUUAUCUGUUGCUUUAAAGUCGUAAUUUUGCGAAAACUUCGAAGCAAAUUUUGAUACAGACUUCAUCCACAUCGAUCGUAAUAUAAAUGUGCUCAAUUUAUUAAGACGGCUUUUUCUUGGUAUAAAAUGCCAUUUUCUUGGAACUCAUUCUAUAUUUUCAAUUAAGAAAUUGUUUGUUUUCAUGAUGAAACCAAUUACGAGCCAGUAUUAGUAUGAGGUGAUGACCUCUGGUCACAAGACAUUCAAUAUUCUAUUUCAUGCCUGCAAAUUCCUGUUUUGUAAAGACGCUUUAAACACUUUAUGCGGAAGCGAUAUUUGUCUGCUGCUCUAAACAGAUCAUUUUGUUAAAGAUUUGAAGCAAAUACUAACACAGACCUUCUCGAAGAACGAACACUUAUUGUAUCUAUCUGUAUUUUGUCGAUAUAGCGAGGUUUAUACUGCAGAGCGACUGAUAUCAACACAAAACUUGCUUUGGCAUAACGAAACAAGGACGGCGUGAAAUAUAUGGCGUCUUAUGUACCAGGCUUUGACGAGGAAAGGUUUGUGAGCACAGUCAAUCGAAAUUUCAUCUGUUCGAUUUGCUUCAAUGUCCUUAAGGACCCGGUUCUGUGUCCGAGAAAUCAACAUUGUUUCUGUCGUGGUUGUAUUACGAAACACCUCGAGAAUUCACGAAGAUGUCCUACGUGUGCGGACGUACUGACUGUAGCGACUUUGGCCGAGGCAAGCAGAAUGGUAAAAGAUAUUUUAAAUGAACUGGAUAUUCAUUGCGUUCACAAGAACAGAGGUUGUCAAGAUGUCGUACAAUUACAACAUCUUGAACGCCACGAGACUACGUGUGGAUUUACGCCAGCCGUUUGUUCAAACCAAGGCUGUGGUGUAAUUGUAAACAAGCGUGAUCUUAUUCACCACGAAAGUGAAGUUUGCGAGUUUAGAAAGUUGAAGUGUCAUUCGUGUGGAGAAAUGACAAAAACGCUGGCGGAUAUGGAGAAAAAAAUUGUAAAUCUGGAGAGAAAUAUGGCGACGAAGAUAACAGUGGAAACAAAAAUGGCGAGUAUUAAGACGAAAGUGGCGAAUGUUAAGAGGAAAGUGACGAAUGUUGAGACGAAAGUGGCGAAUGUUGAGAGGAAAAUGGCGAUUAUGGAGACAAACAUGAAUAGGGGUAUGGCUGAUAUAAAAACAGAUAUGGAAGGAAAACUCGAAGCAGUAAAUAAUGAGGUGAAAGGAUUGAAAACAGCUUUGAUUGAAGGUUUUGAUGAAAUGAAGGAUGUUCUUGUCAAGGUGGAGGACAAGAUAGAAGAAAACCCAAGAAAAAGAAGACGUACAGCAAGUGGUGAUAAGGAAAACAUAAUUGUUGCUGGAGGUUAUGGAACUGAUUCUGUAGAGAUGUUUAACUGGCGUCAAAGAACAUGGUCGCCAUUACAAUCCUUGCCAGAAGAGCGUUAUGGAGCGACUGCGUUUGUUUACAACAAUCAUGUAACAGUAGUUGGGGGUGAAUGUUGUGAUUCUGGCUAUAUGCAUGAUAUGAUUAGCAUGAAUACUGACCCAAACUUUCAUGUCGCAUCAUAUUGGAGUAAGUGUCGUGUUAAACUACCUGCUAAGUUGUCAUACCACAGCAGCGUACUGUAUAACGACCAAUUGAUAGUCACUGGCGGUGAUAAUGGGAAUGAUACAUCUGACUGUAUUGAUGUAAUACAGCUUAGUCUUCCCUAUACUGUGAAGACGUUAUCAACAAUGCUAGAACCAAGACAGCGUCACAGCACGGAAAUAUUUAACGAUGAUUUGUUGAUUGUUGGUGGAAGUACAACUGACAGAUACCAGGACAACCUCAGCAGUGUCGUACUGUAUGAUAUAAAGAAGAAUGAAUGUAAACAGUUGGCACCACUGCCACGUGAAGUGAGUGAGAUGGCAACUGUGAGAUGGGGAGACAACAUUGUUGUUAUAGGUGGUAUUGACAAACGUGGCAAUAUAUUGAAUUCAGUUGUCAUGUACAAUGUUAACACGGGUCAAAAUCGCACGCUGCCGUCAAUGAGAUGUAAGAGAUGGGGAUGUACUGCAGUUGUUAUUGGAAACAACAUUGUAGUACUGGGAGGAGUGGGUGAGCAAGGACGUGAUCUGAAGUCAGUCGAAGCUUUCAACUUUGAAAGUUAUACUUGGCAAGAACUUCCAGAAAUGUCGCAAGAAAGAUGGCUUCACACUGCUGUUGUUGUGUGAACAAUCUAAGAAUGUUGAACUCGCUUCUUUAAUAUAAUAAUAUAGAGACUAUAAUCAUAUUAUGAACAAUUUAAAUUGGAGUUAAAAUCGAAGUGAUAGUUUGGUAUUAUAAGUUUUUUCAACUAUAUGAAUAUAUUAUUGAACCACACUAUCACGUAACGAGAUGUGUUCGCAACAGACCUGUAGCAAGCUUGUCAACAAGUUGUAACAAUGAUGUUAUUUAUCAAGUUGCUACAAGGUUGUCACUCAUAACUUGUUUAACAAGUUGCUGAAUUGCAGGACGAUGACAUGUUGUUGGAAUAACUUUAACAAAUUUGUUGAGAGUCGACGACUUUGUAGUAACUUGUCAACAAGCCGGAAACAAGCAGUCUUGGUACAAGUCUGGUGCUAGUUUGUCAAUGUUUGAAAAAGAGAAUGAAUAAGUAGGGCCUAAACGUAAUAUUGUGAACGAUUUCUUUCAUAAUUUAAUAAUAGUAUAGAAACACGUUGUAAUUGUUUUGUUUUGUAUUAUCAAAUGCCAUCAUGGAUAAUAAAAUCAAUUUUAGAAUUCUGAAAUCUCUGUAGUCUUUUAUCGUGUUUACACGAAGCAUGAAAGUGGGUAUUUUGGGAUAUUAUUUUUUCAGAUAGUUCAGACAUAAACUACGACAGCAUAUUGUCGAAUACUGGACCACUACGUUUGAGAUAUUAUUUUCAGGUAGGUCAGACACAAACCACGACAGCUUAUUGUAGAAUUAUACUACCUACACUGGACUACCACGUUUGAGAUAUCUUUUUCAGGUAGUUCAGACACAAACCACGACAGCUUAUUGUAGAAUACUACCUACACUGGACCACCACGUUUGAGUUAUCUUUUUCAGGUAGUUCAGACACAAACCACGACAGCUUAUUGUAGAAUACUACCUACACUGGACCACCGUCACCGCUAAGGACAUUGUAUCUUUUUAAAUAAACCUGAUAUUAAUUUUAUUUUUCAAAGGUGAUAUCAAUUCGAAUUCAAAUCUACUCAACAGAAAUGAUCUUUAUGAAUUCAAGUUCACCAAUGGUCAUUGGUGUCAUUGGCCAAUCGAAGGAAGGUAAAUAUCGGUCGGUUGGGUUAAGGUCCAGACACACCAGACGCGAUUCAACAACGCCACGCGAUCGAUAACAUUGAUCCUAGUUUAAAUUUUCCAAAUAUUUAGACGCGUUAUAACAUUUUCAGUUAUUUGGUCUACAUAUCUUUUAAAAUUUGCUCUCAUUGGCUGUUUUAUAUAUUAAAUUUUAAAAACUAAAAAAUCGCGUCCCGUUGUCGAAUCCCAUCCGGUGUUUCUGGACUUCAGUCAGAGAGGCACACACUUCUUCGCUCUGUCAUUUUAGAGUAGUUUUAUAUGGUUAACCCAACUCCUGACGUCAUCAAAACCAUAGUUAAUGAGGUCAAGAAUUAGGCCAAGAUGGCAGACACCUCAUUAAUUUUGGUCUAAAUAUUUCGAGAACUAAGCAAGAUAUGACAAAUCGGUAAUAGAGUUUAAUAUAUAAUUUUAAGAGUUCUUUUGAAUGAGACAAACUCAUUUUUUAUUGCCAAUAUCCUUUAAACAAUUCUGGACAACUCAUGUGAGUGGACAACGACAUGAAAAUUUAUAUUUUUUGUUCGAGUUUCAAUUAAUUGUACAUUUGACUAUUGCAAUAGGCAGCCUUAAUUGAAAUAGAUGUACAUAUUGUAUACUUAGGACGAUUCUACGAUAUGAAAGACAAUAGGUCUAAGUAUUUCGAGAACUAAGCAAGAUAUGACAAAUCGGUAAUAGUGUUUAUAUAAUAACUACAGUGAAACACGCAAUUUGAUUGGUCAAUAGCCGUGCGGGAUCAGGCUAUCCUGCACGAGGAAUUGAAAUGCCUUCGCGGGAUUUUCGCGGGAUUCUCAAAAUAUCAUUGUUUCACUGUAGUUAUUUUAUAAAACAAUUACCAAAUGGUUUUCCAAGCAGGAUAGCGUGAUCCAUGCACUUGGGAUGUUGCUCGACUUUCGGAAAGCGUAAAAAUACACUCGCUUGCGGCUCGAGUAUUUUUACGCUUUCCAAAAGUCUCGCGACAUCUCUCGUGCAUGGAUCACGCAAUCCUGCACGGAAAACCAUUUGGUAUUCCUUUAUUAAUAUAUAAUUUUAAGAGUUCUUUUGAAUGAGAGAAACUUUUUUAUUGCCAAUGUCCUUUAAAUACCAAAUAAAUUUAUAAUUUUGUUGCCAAUGUCGUAUCAAUAUCUAGUAUACAAUAUAGAAACUGAUCUCAAACUGAUCUUACCUCGCAGGGUACCUCCAGCACGCUCAGCCCAUGGUGCCGCCGUUUAUAAUCAAAAGUUGUGGGUGUUCGCAGGCUAUGACGGCAGUAAGAGGUGA